AUGGAGGAAGCGGUGCAAAUAGUGCACCGACAGGAUGCUGUCGCCAAACAAAUGAAAAAGAUGCGUCCAAAGAAAUUUCGCUGCCAGUACUGCGACGUCGCGUUCAGCAACAACGGCCAACUUAAGGGACACGUUCGCAUACACACUGGGGAGAGACCGUUCAAAUGCGACGUGGAAUCCUGCGGAAAGUCGUUCACCAGGAACGAAGAAUUAACGCGACACAAGCGGAUCCAUACCGGUGUUCGGCCUCACUCUUGCGUCGUUUGCGGCAAACGAUUUGGACGUAAGGACCAUCUGAAGAAGCACACGAGAACCCACGAAGUUCGCGAUCCGUAUCGCGUUUCGGCGGCGGCAUUAGGCAUGUUCGCCCUGGGCCAUCCGUUUCAGCAAGCUACCGGACUUCCGCCAUACAUUUACCAGAUCUGA
Molecule: messenger RNA, 426 nt
Organism: Formica exsecta
Lineage: Eukaryota; Metazoa; Arthropoda; Insecta; Hymenoptera; Formicidae
Product: Krueppel-like factor 9
Exons: 2
Coding region: 1-426 (141 amino acids)
Biological process (GO): regulation of transcription by RNA polymerase II
Molecular function (GO): RNA polymerase II cis-regulatory region sequence-specific DNA binding; DNA-binding transcription factor activity, RNA polymerase II-specific
Source: RefSeq, a predicted model, not a curated record